Melampsora larici-populina 98AG31 is the source of this 366-nucleotide messenger RNA. RefSeq lists its product as uncharacterized. The record is from RefSeq and is a predicted model, not a curated record. Lineage: Eukaryota; Fungi; Basidiomycota; Pucciniomycetes; Pucciniales; Melampsoraceae. The transcript has a single exon. Bases 1 to 366 code for a protein of 121 amino acids.
AUGAAGUACGCCCCCGGCUGUGUGUUUUUGUGGGUGCUUGUGUUGGCGAGCACCGCCUUGGCAAAUCUUGGUACACUGUCAUCUUCUAUAAGCUGUAAAAAUUGUGGCAACGAGAUGGACCGAUCUUUUGCCGGGAUGUGUCAAACUCAUCCGAAAUGUUCUGGAUGGAUAACUGAACAUCGUAGAUGUCGACGAGAGGCUAAAUGCACAUAUUAUAGAGUAAUGAAUUAUACUUGUAAUUGUGGUCAUGCGGAUAACGCUAUAUCAGAACAUCCUCACGGUGAGCAAGGUCUGGAGUUAUUCUGUGAUGAUCACAAAGACCAGGAAGAAAACGCAGCCCGUUACAAUGCCGAACAUAAUUCUUAA